AUAAAAAUAAUGUUGAAUAUAAUAUAUGAGUUAUAAAUAGGUUAAAAAGCUAUUACAUAAAAACUAAAUAAUACCAAAAUUAAUUCAUAUGUUAUUUUCUCUAAUACCUCACCAAACGAUCAUAGUUUAUGCCAUGGUUUGUUGUUAUGCCUCAUAAGUUGGUAACCACCACAUUCCAACUAAUCAGUCAAUUCCAAAAUAGUUAUAAUAUUUCGUUUCUUGAGAAUUAAUCUAAUUAACCUUUAAAAUUAAGUUAGAUUAUAUUAAUUUAAUAUUUCAAUUCCAAAAUAGUACUUUGUCGUUCGCAAAUAGCAUACACCAUGGAACCUCAUCCUGAAUAUGUCGUGUCAGCUCAUCUAUCAUCACGACAAAUAAGAACGGGCUUAGCACCGAUCCUUGAUGUAGACCCAUCUCUACUGGGAAGGGAUUCGAAUCCCCCCUUCUCCCCAUCGUUCUAACCCGAGUCUUGGCUCCAUGAUACAUGUCCCUUAUCGCCCUAAUAUACACCAUUGGGACACCUUUCGCCUCCAAACACCUCCAAAGGACCUCUCUCGGAACUUUGUCAUAAGCCUUCUCCAGAUCAAUGAACACCAUAUGCAGGUUCCUCUUUCUUUCUCUAUAUUUCUCCACCAGUCUCCGCAUAAGGUGAAUUGCUGCAGUAGUCAAUCUCCCCGGCAUGAAUCCAAAUUGAUUCUUGGGAAUAGACACCCCUCUCCUCACCUUUAUCUCCACCACUCUCUCCCAAACUUUCAUAGUGUGCUUUAGCAAUUUGAUACCCUUGUAAUUGUUACAAUUUUGGAUAUCACCUUUGUUCUUGUACAAUGGGACCAUUGUGCUCCACCUCCAUUCGUUAGGCAUUUUAGCCGUCUUAAAAAAUAGCAUUAAACAGCCUUGUUAACCACUCAAUCCCCGCUUUGUCAGUGCUCUUCCAAAAUUCCACCGGAAUCUCAUCGGAUCCGGUCGCUCGUCCCCUGCUCAUCCUACUAUCAACACGCCUUACCUCCUUAACCUUAAAACACCUACAGUACCCAAAAUCCCUACAACUUUCAGAGUGUGCUAGUUCAUGCAAAUGUGGAAAUAGGUAACAAGAUUUAUCCAUUUCUGUUAGUGUACAUAUUUAUAUGUGUUGCAAUCUGUGUACGUCAGUCUUCAGUUAUACUGCAAGGUCAAAGAAUAACCCUUAGUAUCACAACUUAAAAAACCCUGUGAAAACUGUUGAAAUAUGCUCCAAUACAUGAGUCAUCACAAAGAGAAAUAUUUUCCAUUCUUUCAUCAAUUUGUUUUGCUAAUACUUCAGACAUGUUCUUUCGAUAUACUUUUUACUUUAUUUUUGUGUAAGAAAUAAAGUUUUGAUGGGAUUUCAACUCCUAUCUCUGCUCUGAAGAACAAUGCAUGUUGGUCUUAACUUACUCUUAUUUUAUUAUUAUGGUGUAGAGCCUAUGUAGCUUGGCAUGCUUGCUUGACGAAACCAUAUUCUCCUUUGGUUAAAAGCCAAUCCUAGGUCCUCAUCCCUCAACUCUAUCUAACUCGAUACGUUGGGCAUCCUCCUUGGUCUCCUUACCAAAUAUUCUGGUUCUAUCCACUCCCGAAAUAGACUCUAAAGUUUCUUGAAACACACACAAAUUAAUUUUUCAAAAUGGUUGUAACUACUAAGAUUUUUAUUUAUCCCGACACAACUCCUGAAAUCACUGGAAUGCACUCUAAAAAUACAUUUAAAACAACUAAGUAAUUUCCAAAGUUGCUGGUACAUCAAAUGUAACACCCAAAUUUUUUUUAAGAAAAAAAAAUAUUUUUUAUUUUGUUACUUUUUCGGGUGAUCUGACUUCGGGAGGCCAUAAACCGAUCAGAAUUUGGAAAUUUGGGAAAACUCCUCAAUUAAGAGUUGUAGAUAAUUGAAAUACCUUUCCAACAUAGGUCAUGGGCUUAUAUAUGACAUUGGAAUAAAAAGUUAUGGACAUUAUAAGGCAGAAGGGUCAACAUGGACAGAAAAUUCGGCCCAACCCGAUUCCAAGUCGAGUCAGGCCCAUAUUUCUUACCAUGUAAGGGGUAAUUUCAGCCUUAUUUCUUCUAUUUCAUACCAGAACAUCAUAUCGAGAGAGAGAGAGAACUUCUAGGCUAAGAAGUCAUUUUUGACCCAAAUCCGAGUUCUAAAUUCCAAAGCUCGUGAAGAGAAAGGCGUUGCACGUUGCAUUGUCUUCACUUUGAGCUCAAAAUCAGCGAAGGAGUGUAUUGAUGUGGUUGCUUUACACUGAAGGUGGGAUAGUAGCUCUGGGGAAGUUUGAUGCACUCCAUAUUGGUCACCGCGAGCUUGCAAUUCAAGCAGCAAAGAGAGGAAUUCCGUUUCUUCUUUCAUUUGUUGGAAUGGCGGAAGUACUUGGAUGGGAACCGAGGGCUCCCAUUGUUGCUGAAUGUGAUCGCAAAAGGAUUCUUUCGUCUUGGGCUCCUUAUUGCGGUAAUGUAAUGCCAAGGGAACUCCAGAUAGAUUUUUCAAAAGUUCGAUAUCUUACGCCUUGUCAAUUUGUGGAGAAGCUGUCCAAAGAGCUGGGAGUACGAGGAGUUGUUGCUGGCGAGAACUAUCGUUUUGGAUAUAGAGCUGCUGGUGAUGCAUCGGACCUUGUGAAGCUCUGUGAAGAGUAUGGAUUAGAGGCUUAUAUAAUCAAUUCUGUCAUGGACACAAAUCAAAUUUCUGGAGCCUUAAACUCUAAUGACGGAAAGGAGAGAGGGCAAGCAUCAUCUACUCGUGUUAGGUAUGCCCUUGACAAGGGAGACAUGAAAUAUGUGUCAGAGCUGUUAGGUCGCAACCAUCGUCUUGUUUUAAUGAUGGAAGACCAAGAAAGGUUUACUAGUGAGAGAAAUAGGCUGUCAGCUCCAAAGUCUUGUUUGUUGAAUCUUGCACCCAAGGAAGGUCUUUAUGAGAAUUGUUCAGUUUUGAUUGACAAGAAUGAUAUGCCCUGCAGAGUAAUUGUUGAUACAACAGAUAUUCAUUUGGAAUUCUAUGAGGUAGCUAAUUUUUCCUGUGUUACUUCUCAAGACUUAAAGAUAUUAGGUAUUGAAUUUGGUAGUCCAGAGUUAGAUGGGGUUCAAAUUUUGUAAUUCAUUCCCUAUAAUUCGUUAGUGCAACCAUUUCUGAAUGUCCUUCAGUCUUUAAGUAUGAGUAUGAUUCUCUUUAAGCGA
Solanum dulcamara is the source of this 3174-nucleotide messenger RNA. RefSeq names its product FAD synthetase 1, chloroplastic-like. The transcript has 4 exons. Gene Ontology annotation, molecular function: FMN adenylyltransferase activity. Lineage: Eukaryota; Viridiplantae; Streptophyta; Magnoliopsida; Solanales; Solanaceae. The record is from RefSeq and is a predicted model, not a curated record. Gene Ontology annotation, biological process: riboflavin biosynthetic process. The coding region runs from base 2233 to 3093 and encodes 286 amino acids.